Molecule: messenger RNA, 1576 nt
Organism: Carassius carassius (crucian carp)
Lineage: Eukaryota; Metazoa; Chordata; Actinopteri; Cypriniformes; Cyprinidae
Gene: oard1
Product: O-acyl-ADP-ribose deacylase 1
Exons: 5
Coding region: 723-1217 (164 amino acids)
Biological process (GO): peptidyl-glutamate ADP-deribosylation
Source: RefSeq, a predicted model, not a curated record
AAUUUUGAAUAUAGAAAUUUAAACAAACUAAAUAACAGAAAAGAUACUUUAAAAAUGGAAGUAAAACUGCCAGUAGGUGGUGGCAAAUCAUUGAGUUUAUCACUGAAUCAUUCAUUCAAUUGAUUUGUUCAAAUGACUAAUUCAUUCAGGAAUGAAGCAAGUGACUGGCUAAUUGAUUCAGAUUCAUUUAAAAACGGGGAACCCUGGUUAUCAUUCCUAUUUGUUCAGGUCAAUUAUGAACAAUAGGUAAAAUUGAACUGCUAGCGAAAACUUGAGAGAAUUGUGUGCUGCAAAUAUUUUAAUGGCUCCUCCCCUUUGAUUGGCCCCUCAACUAAUCUCACUCCAAACUUUUGCCAUAGCUUGAGAGCCCUGAAUUAACUGCAUUUUCUGUUGACCAAAAUGCUGUUGUUGUUGUUUUUUGUUGUUGUUUUUUUUGUGUUUGACUGUUAUCCUGUAAUACAUUUACAGAUAAUUUGUGGAAGACGACUGUUAAAUUUCGCAUAUUAGGCUGUUUAUAUAUUUCAAUAUUUGUGUAUUCUUCUCAUGUCUGAAUAAAUGUAAUAUUGUGACUUUCCCCAUAUUGUGUGACAACAUCUCCCAUCGUGUGUUAAAUGACCUGUAUAUUUCUCUUAGACCGUAACACCGGAAAUGUUCAAUAGCUAUUUGUAGUCAAGAUAAAAUGUGUCAGUACAGGAAAUAAUUCCAGUCAUGUCCCUGCUCAAAUGUCAAAGGAAUCUGGAAGGCAAAAUCCUGUGGAUGAAGGUAUGGCAAAACUGCUGUGCAGAUCAGGAUGGCGGCUGCUGCACAAGAGAGGAGAUUUGUUCACCUGUCCGCCCACUGAUGCCCUGGCGCACUGCAUCAGUGAAGACUGCCGCAUGGGAGCAGGGAUCGCUGUGCUCUUCAAGAAGACCUUUGGUAGAGUAGAUGAGCUUCUGGCUCAGAAGAAGCAACCUGGGCAGUGUGCUGUCCUGAGAAUAUCUGAGCGUUUUGUGUACUACCUGGUCACAAAGAAAAAGUACAACCAAAAACCCACCUAUGACAAUCUCAGAAAGAGCCUUGUGUCUAUGAGGGAACACUGCUUGGCCAAUGGUGUUAACAGUAUAUCCAUGCCUCGGAUUGGCUGUGGUCUGGAUAGACUGAAAUGGGAAAAUGUGUCUUCCAUUAUCACAGAAGUCUUCCAGGACACACAAAUCUCCAUCACUGUGUACACAAUCUAGACCACAGUAGGUCUGAAGCUUGAAGAAUGGUUGGGGGAUGACUUUCUAUUCUAAUGGAAUUUCACAGCAUACUGUAUGGUGUGUAGGGUGUUCAUUAGUCUUGUUCUGGGAAACAUAGGCUCUUAAGACUGUUCCAGUUAUAUACUCUAAGAAUAUGUAGGGGUUCAGUUCCAUUGUUCUUCCAUUCUCCUGUUGCAUCUCUAAAUUGUGUGGAUGUUCUUUUCAUCACUAGAGGGUCACUGGAUUGUUUGAUAAAUUAUGCUUUCUAGUUCAUAUUUUUCCAGUCAUUAUCACUAAAUUAAAUGUACCUCUAAUAUUAAUGCACUAUAAAUGUCCCAUAAAUAAUGAUUCCACCAUUA